AUGAGUGCGGGGUGCAUGGAUUUCUUUCGUAAAAGCGGCAGGAAGCAGAGCAGGUGUAAAUUAUCCGUGUCAGGCUCCUUGGAUAGCUGGAAAGCAAUCUCCAGAUCAGGCCUCCAGCAUCUGGCUCCUGUGCACUCCCUCAACAUCGCAAUCUCCAAUGGGCCAGGGAAGGAGCCAAGAACAACACUAGAAUGGAGUGAGAAUGCAGUGAAUGGAGAGCACCUGUGGCUGGAGACCAAUGUCUCUGGGGACCUGUGUUACCUGGGGGAGGACAGUUGCCAAGUCAAAUUUGCAAAAUCGGCUCUCCGACGGAAGUGUGCUGCCUGCAAGAUUGUGGUCCACAAUGCUUGCAUGGAACAGUUAGAGAAGAUUAAUUUCCGGUGCAAACCAACUUUCCGAGAGGGGGGCUCCAGAUCUCCAAGAGAAAACUUUGUCCGACAUCACUGGGUGCAUAGGCGGAGGCAGGAAGGAAAGUGUAAGCAGUGUGGAAAGGGAUUUCAGCAAAAAUUCUCCUUCCACAGUAAAGAGAUUGUGGCCAUCAGUUGUUCCUGGUGCAAGCAGGCGUUUCACAACAAAGUCACCUGCUUCAUGUUACAUCACAUUGAGGAGCCGUGUUCCCUGGGGGCUCAUGCUGCUGUCAUUGUGCCUCCCACCUGGAUCAUUAAGGUGAAGAAAGCUCAGAACUCAUUAAAAACUUCAACCCGGCGGAAGAAGAGAACAUCCUUUAAAAGAAAAGCCAGCAAAAGAAGCAAUGAGGAAAUCAAAGGCCGACCAUUUGUGAUAAAGCCCAUCUCUUCGCUGCUCAUGAAACCACUGCUGGUGUUUGUCAAUCCAAAAAGUGGAGGGAAUCAGGGCACGAAGGUUCUCCAGAUGUUCAUGUGGUACUUGAAUCCACGCCAAGUCUUCGAUCUCUCUCACGAAGGGCCAAGAGAUGCACUCGAACUGUACAGAAAAGUGCCAAAUCUGCGAAUCCUGGCCUGCGGUGGGGAUGGAACGGUGGGCUGGAUCCUCUCCAUCCUGGAUGAGCUACAGCUCAGCCCCCAGCCUCCUGUUGCCGUCCUUCCCCUUGGCACUGGGAAUGACCUUGCUCGCACCCUCAACUGGGGAGGGGGUUACACGGAUGAGCCUGUCUCGAAGAUUCUCUGUCACGUAGAAGAUGGGACUAUUGUCCAGCUGGACCGCUGGAACCUCCAGGUGGAACGAAACCCCGAUUUGCCGCAGGAAGAAAUUGAGGAUGGGGCACGUAAGCUUCCACUCAGCGUCUUCAAUAAUUACUUCAGCCUUGGAUUUGAUGCACAUGUCACACUGGAAUUCCAUGAAUCCCGAGAAGCAAAUCCAGAGAAAUUCAACAGUCGCUUUCGAAAUAAAAUGUUUUAUGCUGGGGCAGCCUUUUCAGACUUCCUGCAGAGAAGUUCCAGAGAUUUAUCCAAACAUGUUAAAGUUGUGUGUGAUGGAACAGACCUGACCCCAAAGAUUCAGGAGCUGAAGUUCCAAUGUAUAGUGUUUUUAAAUAUACCCAGGUAUUGUGCUGGCACAAUGCCCUGGGGUACCCCCAGCGACCACAGAGACUUUGAACCUCAGCGCCAUGAUGAUGGUUACAUUGAGGUCAUUGGGUUCACUAUGGCCUCUCUGGCUGCUCUUCAGGUGGGAGGUCAUGGAGAAAGGUUGCAUCAGUGCCGGGAAGUGACUCUGUUAACAUACAAGUCUAUCCCCAUGCAAGUGGAUGGGGAGCCAUGUCGACUGGCUCCGUCUCUCAUUCGGAUCUCCCUAAGGAACCAGGCCAAUAUGGUGCAGAAGAGCAAGAGGAGGACAUCCAUGCCUUUACUCAAUGAUCCCCACUCCAUCCCAGACCGCCUGCGGAUCCGAGUGAACAGGAUUAGUUUACAAGAUUACGAGGGGCUGCAUUAUGACAAGGAAAAACUGCGAGAAGCCUCCAUACCUCUGGGAAUUAUAGUUAUACGAGGAGAUUGUGACUUGGAGGCCUGUCGUAUGUACAUUGACCGGCUACAAGAGGACCUGCAGUCGGUAACUUCUACUACGCAGAGAGUUCACUACCAGGAUCAGGAAGGUUCCUUCCCACGAGUACUUUCUGUUCAGAGGCUCUCUCCUAGAUGGUGCUUCCUAGAUGCAACUUCUGCUGAUCGUUUUUACCGCAUUGACAGAUCUCAGGAACAUUUGCACUUUGUGACGGAAAUUUCUCAGGACGAGAUUUUUAUCCUGGACCCAGAGCUGGUGAUAUCACAGCAGGUGGGGACGCCGCCGGGAAUGCCUGAUCUGGUAGUGGAGCAGGCCUCUGGAAUAUCGGAUCGGUGGAACCCUGCAGUCCGAAAGCGGAUGCUGAGUGACAGUGGCCUUGGCAAGAUUUCCCCGCACUACGAGGUACCUGACAAACAAAAGGACGCCAGCCAGACACACAUGCUGCAGCCACCCGUCUCUUCAGAAGAUCAAGCACUUUUACAAGCAGUAAUAGACGGUGAUCUUCUAAAGUUCAUAGAAUGCUGUAAGAGAGGAGCUAAUCUGUUAAUCCAGGGACCUGACCACUGUUCCUUGCUUCACCAUGCUGCCAAGACUGGGCACCUUGAAAUUGUGAAAUACAUCUUAGAACAUGGUCCAUCGGAGUUACUGGAUAUGACAGACAGUGAAACGGGUGAGACAGCGUUGCACAAGGCGGCCUGCCAGCGCCAUCGUGGCAUCUGCCAGCUCUUGGUGGAUGCGGGAGCAUCUCUAAGAAAUACAGAUUCCAAGGGUCAGACACCUAGAGACAAGGCUCAGCAAGCUGGGGACUCAGAUCUGGCCUCCUACCUGGAAAGUCAUCAGAACUACCAGAUGGUUUCCCAUGAGGACCUGGAGACUGCAGUUUGA
Messenger RNA from Terrapene triunguis (Three-toed box turtle), 2862 nucleotides. RefSeq names its product diacylglycerol kinase iota (gene DGKI). Lineage: Eukaryota; Metazoa; Chordata; Testudines; Emydidae. Gene Ontology annotation, molecular function: ATP-dependent diacylglycerol kinase activity; protein binding. The transcript is spliced from 33 exons. Bases 1 to 2862 code for a protein of 953 amino acids. Gene Ontology annotation, cellular component: nucleus. The record is from RefSeq and is a predicted model, not a curated record. Gene Ontology annotation, biological process: diacylglycerol metabolic process; intracellular signal transduction; regulation of synaptic transmission, glutamatergic.